AUGGAAGAGGGCGAGACGUGUCAGGAGUACAAUCUGAGUUAUCUUAUGCAACAUAACAAUGUUUCAUUCACUCGCACCCCGACCUUUGCGCCUUGCUUGGCGCUGGUAUUGGUAGCCGUUCUGGGACUUUUCGGCAAUCUUCUCGCUUGCUUUGUCACCAGUACCAAAAAGUUCAAGCAGCUGUCGUUUUCCGUGUAUAUUCAGGCACUCGCAAAGGCGGACACCCUAACAUUGUUUCUGUCCGCAGCGCCGUUUUUUCUGGAAUGGCUGUACGAAAACAGUGCUCGCACGGUAUUUGGAGUUGCCGGGUACCUCUCUCUUCAUUUUAUUUCGCACACAGCUCAGAUGGCGUCCUCUUGGUUGAUAGUGGCAAUUUCUGUGGACAGAUUCAUCGUAGUUGUUCACCCGCUUAAGCGCAGUCAAUUGUGCACCCGCAGGCGAGCAGCAUGGACGUCCUUCGGCAUCCUGUUGACAUCAGCCUGUUUAAUAGCGGCAGAAAUCCUAGUAGCUGUGCUACACGAAACAGAUGCUUGUUUACAAAACUUUUCGGAAUUGAGUGAGUUUAGCGCGAUGACCAAAAUGCGGAGGCUCGUGGUCACACUCAUUGUUCCUGGAGCUUUAGCGCUUGGGCUAAACAUCAAAGUUCUGCACGUCAUAAGAAAAAUGCGCAAAUUCCGAAAACAGUUGUCGGAGGAUCGAAUUAAUCACACCAGGCACAAAAACGGCCAAGAGAAGAUAACUCGAGCUCUGACAAUCUUGAGUGCCUUGUCCGCCAUUUUGUUUAUUCCUGUGAUUGUGCUUGACAUCAUGGACGCUGUACAUAUGGAACGCCACCUACAAGAAGACGCGUCCACAGAAGCCAUCGUUAGCCGCUGGUGCAUUGCGGAGCUAAUUUACAUAACUGAUAUAUCACUUCAUUUUUACACUCUGAUAGGCAUUCUCUACGGUUACACCCUCAAGUGUCUGACACAAGCGUCCUUGCUCAAAAGUCGCUUCAUAGGCUGGAAACCCAACGCUCCUCCCAUCAACCCUACAACAUGUAAGUGCUACAACGUACAGCUUGAGACAUAUAACAACAACAACAACUCACCAUCGGCAUCUCCGCGAUACCAGAAAAGGGCAAGUACAGAAAUGCAACAGUUGUCUUUAAGUACUCUCACGUAA
Liolophura sinensis is the source of this 1164-nucleotide messenger RNA. RefSeq names its product lysophosphatidic acid receptor 6-like. Gene Ontology annotation, molecular function: G protein-coupled receptor activity. Gene Ontology annotation, cellular component: membrane. The record is from RefSeq and is a predicted model, not a curated record. The coding region runs from base 1 to 1164 and encodes 387 amino acids. Gene Ontology annotation, biological process: G protein-coupled receptor signaling pathway. The transcript has a single exon. Lineage: Eukaryota; Metazoa; Mollusca; Polyplacophora; Chitonida; Chitonidae.